This is a messenger RNA of Diversispora eburnea, 1665 nucleotides long. Lineage: Eukaryota; Fungi; Glomeromycota; Glomeromycetes; Diversisporales; Diversisporaceae. The record is from the annotation of a GenBank genome assembly.
AUGAAUUAUGAGGACGAAGACGUUCUGGCUUGGAGAGACGAUACUCCACAAAGAGUUUCAAAACAGAAUAAUGUUUAUAGGCAAAAAAAUCCCGACGAGAUUCCUCCUCACCUAAAAUCUUCCGAGAUUCUUGGAACUCAGAAGUCUAAUUUGAAACGUAUUGCGGAUUCUACCCACACGCACAUGUUUUAUAAUGAGAACGAAGGACAAAUUGAAUUAUGGGGUUCGCGAAAAAAUGUUGAAUCAGCUAUUAGGCAAUGGAAUUCCAUAGCUGAAAACUUAUUAGCAGAAAAACAACUGAGACUAAGGGGUUCCAAGGAAGUGUUAAAUCCGGUUCGCGCUCAAACUAAAAGCUAUAUAUGGUUUGAACCAGGACCAAAUUGUUUUACAGCUUCUGGCGAUAAUUCUGAAGCUGUUGAAGCAGCCAUAUUACGAGUAAAGAAUCUUUAUCUGAAACUUGUUGCGUCUCGAAGUAUUCCAAUGCAUCAAGGAGUGUGUAUAGGAUGGAUUUAUCAUCUAAUUCAACAACCAAAAAGGUCUUGCCUGGUUCGGCUUUCAUCUCCACCACUCGAUUUUGUAAAACCCUAUGACAUGCCUCCACAAAUUAAAUUUGUAAUUCUUGAACGUGUUCUUGAUGGAGAAAUUGAGACAGGAGUAAAAAAAAUUAAAAAUAAUGAUAAACCUGUUACAGAUGUAAAUUUUGUGAAAAAAAAUAACAUAGAAAAAAUCAACAAAGCUUUGAAGGAUGCAUUGGGUGUUAUCCAUUUAUUUGACGAAGAAAUAAAAAUGCGCAUUAGAUUAUGGCCAAUUGAUAGAUUAUGCGAGAAAAUUUUAAGUGAUUCUCGUUUGUCAUCUAAAUUUGCCACAUGUAUGGCUACGGGUAACGAUAAAUUAAAACCAAUAAGAGAUACACUUGAUGAAAAAGAAAAUCAACGAUGGGAUGGAAUACCUUUUAGUGAAUUUAAGAUUUGCGCAAUUCAACCUAAUAAUGAUGAACACGAACACGAAUACAUAUUUGAUGUGCAAUUUAAUCAAGCAGGUCGUGAUAAUAAAAAACCUGACGAACUUAAAGGUGAAAGUAAAAUUGGAUUAUGGAAUGCAGUUACUAAUGAAAAGAAAGUAAUAGAGAUUAAUAUGGCGUGUCUUGAUUACAAGCAUUCGUGGAAACUUUCUAUUCAAACUGCAAAACGAGUUAACAAUGAUAAAUUUAAAGCUCAUGGAAUAUUUGCUCACAAGUUGAAAUUAAGUCCUGAUAAGAAUCGUUUGAUUUACAUCAAUACCAAAGAUAUUGCAGUUUUUUCGGUUUGUGAAAAAACAAAAUAUAAGUAUUGGUGGAAUUACGAUUACGUUGUUGAGAUAACGAAAUAUGAAUAUUGGAAAUUAAACGAAUCACAACCGCCUGGAGUAGAAAUUAUGAUUGGUGAUCGUCCAGAUGAUAUAUCUUGGGGAGUCACUCUAUACAAGAAAUCCUGGGACGAAAAUUUCGCUCAUAACUCUAAUUUAGAUGCCGGUGAAGUACCUGAUUGGCAUCCUACUGAUAUUUUAGAAGGUGAAUCUGGUAGCGUAGAGGGUUUAUUAGAAGAUAUCGAAAAGUUUAUGAGUGAUGUUUUGAAAGAUAGUAUAGACGUUGGAGAUUAUAUUGAAGAUUAUGGUGAAGAAGAUUAA